Molecule: messenger RNA, 804 nt
Organism: Peronospora farinosa
Lineage: Eukaryota; Oomycota; Peronosporomycetes; Peronosporales; Peronosporaceae
Source: the annotation of a GenBank genome assembly
AUGGUUUGUAGCAGCAGCGUCGUGAGUAGCGAAGACAUGGCCGCGUCGCUCAAGAAAGAACUGCGGCGCCGCAUUGCAUCCACGCUAGAGACACUGCCCGAUACUGAAGUGGCAGAGCAGAGCCAAUUGCUGAUAGAAAAAGUAUGUGCGCUACCAGAGUUUGCACGUGCUCGUGGAAUCAGCGUAUACUUGGAGAUGCCCAAGGAAGCGGCUACGUCGAAGCUGUUAGAGGCCGCAUUUGCAGCUAAUAAGAAGGUGUUUGUGCCCAAGAUUACGGGUCGGUCGGCAGAUGAUCUUCAGAUGCUACAGACGCAGUCUAUGGAGGACAUUCGAAGCUUUCCCAAGGACAAGUGGCAGAUACCAGACCCACCUUUGCUUACGGAUAGUGGUGUGCCGCGUGACGACGCUGUACGAGGUGACGAACUGGAGCUUGUGCUGUUGCCUGGUGUAGCUUUCGAUCGUCGAGGAGGACGUCUUGGCCAUGGAAAAGGAUACUACGACUCGUUCCUGCGCCGCCUGACGGAGCACUACGAUGACAUCGGACAUCCACCUCCUACGACCAUUGGCCUUUGCCUAACACCACAGCUCGUAGAUAAAGUGCCACUGGCAACGCAUGAUCAGAUGCUGGAUCUGGUUGUGACUCCGCACGAAGUCAUUCGUACUUUGUACGAGACAUUGGGUGUGUCGUCGACCGCCACUUCGUCUCUGAAUGAAGCGAGCGUAGGCCCAGCAAAGCCUGGCAAACAACAGGCUCACGAAGAAAGGAGAAUCAAAGCUUACGAAGACGAUCGCCAAGACGUGUAA